CAGGAAGUGUAGGUUGCUGCAACCUGUAUCCCUUGAGCAGCGGGUGCUCACACAACAGUUCUCAUGCUACUUGCAAGCAGAUCAUUUGAAGGCGCCCCAGCAACGUGCCCGGAGGAUGAAUGAAGCCUACAGCUCUGCUGCACCCCGGUCCAUGAGCAGCACCUCUCCCAGCACCAUGAAAAUGUUCAUGUGCUUCCUCGCUGUAUUUAUGGUAGUACAGACGAUCGGGACUGUACUCUUCUGUUUGUAUCUUCACAUGAAGAUGGAUAAGAUGGAAGAGGCGUUGAGCUUAAAUGAAGACUACAUCUUCCUGAGGAAAGUACAGAAAUGUCAAACAGCAGAAGGUCAGAAGUCGACGUUAUUGGACUGUGAAAAAAUUUUAAAAGGCUUCAAGGACCUCCAGUGCAAGGAUGGGGCAGCCAACAAGGAGUGGCCAAAGUUUGAAAUGCAAAGAGGCCACGAGCACCCCCACUCGAAGAGCAGGAAUGAGACAUCUGUGGCAGCCGAGAAGAGGCAGCCGAUUGCAGCCCACCUGGCAGGGCAGAGGAGCAGCAAGGCGGUGCCAGUGCUAGAGUGGAAGACGACGAGCUACGCCCCGAUGAACAGCUUGAUAUCCUACCACGAGGGGAAGCUGAAGGUGGAGAAGGCAGGGCUCUACUACAUCUACGCACAAGUCAGCUUCUGCACCAAGGCAGCGGCUUCGGCACCGUUUACCCUCUAUAUUUAUUUGUACCUCCCCAUGGAAGAGGACCGGCUCUUGCUGAAGGGACUCAACACGCACAGCACCUCCACGGCUGUUUGUGACCUCCAGUCCAUCCGGGAGGGAGGUGUCUUUGAGCUCCGGGAGGGCGACAUGAUCUUUGUCAACGUGACAGACUCAACGAUAGUGAACUACAGCCAUGGCAGCACCUACUUUGGCAUCUUCAAGCUGUAGGAGGGGGCCACUCCAAGCUGCCCCCCCCCCCAGGAGGCCCAGCCCGACUUUGUUGAGCCAAGUGGCUCUCCGUGUUUCCCGUAUUUAUGUUCCUCUGCCUCUUUAUUGUCCUUGUUUGUUAAUUUGUAUAUUUUGUUAUUUAUUAAUGGGGGCCAAGGGGCCCUAAGAACAGAAAUGGAACAAAGUUUGAAGCUGUCAUUGUCUGCA
Cygnus olor (mute swan) is the source of this 1141-nucleotide messenger RNA. It is a transcript of the gene CD40LG, whose product is annotated as CD40 ligand. Gene Ontology annotation, biological process: immune response. The transcript has 6 exons. NCBI's taxonomy places the organism in Eukaryota, Metazoa, Chordata, Aves, Anseriformes, Anatidae. Gene Ontology annotation, molecular function: tumor necrosis factor receptor binding. Bases 116 to 934 code for a protein of 272 amino acids. The record is from RefSeq and is a predicted model, not a curated record. Gene Ontology annotation, cellular component: membrane.